UAGGCUAGCGUGGAAGGCUUGGUGGAAGGAUUGAUCCACUUGCGGGUAGACGGACGCACAUGUUGAAGCGCGAAGUCGACGUACACGCCGCGCAUAUCUUGCUACAUGAUAGUGUUGACUCGAAUAUUUUUCGGUGUGUCGCUCCGAUGCCUCUCCUCAUCGUCUGAACCCGUAAUGAAGGUUCUAAAUGUGGCAGAAAAAAACGACGCUGCGAAGAACAUAUCGGAUCUCAUGUCCCAUGGACGGUUUAGAAGGCGCGAUGGUUUGUCUAGGUUCAAUAAAAUAUACGAAUUUGAUUAUAGGUUGUUAGGCUCCAAUUGCAAAAUGAGCAUGACUUCUGUCUCCGGGCAUUUACUGAACCUGGACUUCACGGGAACGCACCGAAAAUGGCAUUCCUGUUCUCCGGUGGAACUGUUUGAUGCUCCAGUUGCACGUGAAUGCCCUCCGGAUUAUGACCCUAUAAAAAAGACGCUGGAGCGUGAAGCAAGAUUCUCUGACAUGUUGAUCAUCUGGACCGAUUGUGAUCGAGAAGGGGAGAAUAUUGGUUUUGAAAUAAUUGAAGUCUGCCGCAAAGUGAAGCCCACUCUUCGUGUCUACCGGGCACGUUUCUCAGAAAUCACUCCGCAGGCUGUGUCGCGUGCCUGCCACAAUCUGGUUGCACCGGAUCCCAAAGUAAAUGCUGCUGUGGAGGUGCGACGCGAGCUGGAUCUUAGGAUAGGGGCAGCAUUCACGAGACUGCAGACGCUCAAGUUGACGCGGGAGUUUCCUGAUAUCCUCAGAGAUCAUCUUGUGAGCUAUGGGAGCUGCCAGUUUCCCACCCUGGGUUUCGUGGUUGAACGAUACAGGGAGAUACUAAACUUUGUGGCAGAGUCCUUCUGGAAAAUUGAAGUGGAACACAUCAAGGAAGACAUCACGGCACGAUUUGUAUGGAAGCGCCAUCGCCUUUUUGACUACCCCACCUGCUUCCUCCUUUACGAAAGAUGUCUCGAGUCAGAGGAGCCUGAAGCCAAAGUUAUAGAUGUGAGGAGCAGACCUAAGAGCAAGUGGAGGCCGCAACCUAUGGACACGGUGGAACUGGAAAAACUGGCCUCACGUAAGCUGCGCAUGACAGCUAAGGCUGUGAUGCAAGUUGCUGAGAAACUGUACACGGAUGGGUUCAUCAGCUACCCACGUACAGAGACCACCAUUUUUCCGGCCGAUCUAAAGCUUGAGCCCCUUGUUGAGCAACAAGCCAGGCAUCCUGCCUGGGGCGAAUUUGCCAGCAAUCUCCUGCGUGAAGGCAUCACUCCGAGGCAGGGCACGAAGAGUGACCAGGCUCACCCUCCCAUCCACCCAAUCAAAUACACUGAUACACUUCAGGGUGACGCGAAGAGGGUGUAUGAGCUUGUUGUGCGCCAUUUUCUGGCUUGCCUCUCCAAAGAUGCUGAGGGCAAAGAGACCACAGUAGAGAUUGAUAUCAAUGGAGAAAAGUUUGUAGCAACAGGUCUCAUCAUCCUUGCUCGCAAUUAUCUAGAAGUUUAUCCGUACGAUAAAUGGAGUGCAAAGGUCAUCCCUAACUAUGAGCUUGGUGAAAUUUUUGUGCCGACAUCCAUAUUGUUACUAGAUGGUGAGACAACUCCACCGCCAUUGCUGAAAGAAGCAGAUCUCAUUACACUCAUGGAGAAACAUGGCAUUGGGACUGAUGCAACGCAUGCUGAGCACAUUGAAACAGUAAAGAAAAGGGCAUAUAUAGCAUCCACGGAGGAGGGAUACUUGCUGCCUGGUGAAUUAGGCAUGGCCCUGGUCGAAGGCUAUGACUCUAUGGGCCUGGAAAUGUCCAAGCCUCGUCUCAGGGCAGCAUUGGAAGCAGACCUUCAGAGGAUAUGCCAAGGGACUGCUCAACCAAGAGAUGUUCUGCGUCAUCAAGUGGAGCAGUACAAAGAUGUGUUUAUCCAGUCAGAGACGCAGAUGAGAAAGUUAUCUGAAGCUCUGAGAAAAUAUUUGAGAAAUGGGCAAGUCCCGCAAAAUCCUCCAGGACGGCCACAAACAGGAAUGCAACCGGGAAGAACCGGAGUACAGGGAGCAGGCCGCCGGGAGCAGGGUACAGGAGCUCCAGAGGGAACGAGGCGCAGACGCUGUGGUGUGUGCGGAGAACAAGGUCAUAAUCGAAGAAAUUGCCCACAGAACGAGCAAAGCUAACAGACCUGCACUUCCGAAGAAUGCAAAGCUACCCAGUGUGCCUUUGAUCCUGACAUCAUCUAUGCAAAACAUGUGGCAAUUGCUUUAAGCAAAGAUGCCACCACAUAGUAGAACAACAGUCACACUAUCUGCGUUAUCAUUGCAUAUGUUAUUGGUGCUCUGGUGACUUCCCUCUGUGCAUUAUUCUAUUUUAUUAUAACAUUAACAAAUGUAGCAUUGGUAGUACUGUAACCAAGAAGGGAAGCGCUGCAGGAGCUAUGACAGGAUGCCGCAGUACAACUCAGAGACUUAUGAAAUAGACAAAAAGACAGGGUGCAGCAUUACAGCAUAUUGUCUUCUGUACAGCCCCAUUUUUUGAAUGCUGUAGGCAACAAUGGACCAAAGUUGUAACGUAUUUUCACCCACUUUUGCAAGUUCUACGACAUCUAUCACCUGUAUAUAUGAGGUUGUAGAAUAAACAUGGACAUUUUGAAGUUGA
This is a messenger RNA of Ornithodoros turicata, 2656 nucleotides long. RefSeq names its product DNA topoisomerase 3-alpha-like. The record is from RefSeq and is a predicted model, not a curated record. Gene Ontology annotation, molecular function: zinc ion binding; DNA topoisomerase type I (single strand cut, ATP-independent) activity; DNA binding. The transcript is spliced from 19 exons. Gene Ontology annotation, cellular component: nucleus. The coding region runs from base 106 to 2178 and encodes 690 amino acids. Gene Ontology annotation, biological process: DNA topological change. Lineage: Eukaryota; Metazoa; Arthropoda; Arachnida; Ixodida; Argasidae.